Molecule: messenger RNA, 11830 nt
Organism: Ochlerotatus camptorhynchus
Lineage: Eukaryota; Metazoa; Arthropoda; Insecta; Diptera; Culicidae
Product: serine/threonine-protein kinase Wnk-like
Exons: 13
Coding region: 2143-10221 (2692 amino acids)
Biological process (GO): negative regulation of sodium ion transport; intracellular signal transduction; protein phosphorylation
Cellular component (GO): cytoplasm
Molecular function (GO): protein serine/threonine kinase activity; ATP binding; potassium channel inhibitor activity
Source: RefSeq, a predicted model, not a curated record
GAUUACCUACUGUUGGAGAGGGCAGCAGCAGCCAGAAAACGCCAACAGCAGUGGCUGCAGGAAAAAAAGUGGAAAGUUUGUGCUGAAAUUGGUUGCAAAUGAAAAUAAUCGAUGGCGAAGAAGAGUGACAGAUUCCAUGCCCGAUGAUUAGGGAGGAGAAAAUCCUUGCUGUCAGAUUGUUGUUGCGGAAAAAUAGUUUAUCGAUUGGCCUGCUGCUGCUGUCGACGAGUGGAACAGUGUAGUGUUCUCUACAGCAGCCUGAAAAAUGUCGAAUUGAUUCACGUUUUCCGUGUUCGUUUUGUAUAAAGAAAUAGUGAUUUAGUGUCAGUUGAAGAAGAAGGAAGAUGGGAAUUCCUGCAGCAUUAAUAGAGUGAGUGAGUGUUCAGAAGGAAGCAGUAAUCGAGUAUCGAGAGGAAACAGUUCUAGGAUUCUGUCCGGAAACUUUCCGGAUUCCAUUCCGGGAGGGUUCUACUGCUUUGUCCGAUUGCGUUUCGUGCACACACACACACAUCGAUACACGCACUGCUCUGCGGUGUGUUAUUGAUCAUCUGCUGCAGAGGAAUAAUACGUGCACAGCCGCAUAGCUCGAAGGUUUCACCUUCCCUGCUUUGUAUCUACUAACAAGCCACGGAUAAACGGACGGACAACCGAAGCAGUCUCAAUUCCUUCCAAGAUAAAAAAGCAACAUCAUCUGAACCACCCAAGACAGACGUCAUAUUCCUGCGACUGCUCACAGCUAAGCCAAGUCAUAUCAGAGCACCGAUGCAACAUCGUUGAAACGUGAGCCCAAAAAAGGCUAUUUCGCCUAGAGAGUUGCUGCAGACUACGCGCCAAGAAGAGAGUCCUCAUUUCAGUAUCAGUAGUGACCGGCGUUAGUGACUUCCCUCUAUCUCUCUGUCCUCUCCUUCCUGUCCAAUCGUGCUUGAGUUUCUCUCAACCGUUGAUUUCUUUUUUGUUUUUCCUAAGAUUGCCCAUUGCAGUUCUCUCGUUUCCUAUUUUGUUUCGUAUGAUCAACCAUCGGCGGUUCCCUCUUCCAGUGUUCCGUUUGUGAUAAUGUAUUGUAACGUAGAUCCGCUGGCAAGCAACCACUUUGAGAACGUUUAUCUGAGUCAAGCAAGUGGAAACCGUCGACGAGUGUCCUCGAGCGAAGAGUCCUCAAAGGAUAUUCUCAAUAGGACAUACGACGACGGUAAUAGCAGUAGUCUUAGCCCAUUCGAGUUUAUUAGCAGUAUACCUCACACGAAGAAGACAUCCCUAGUUGCCGUUGGCGCGGUUGGAAAUCAAAUUUCCACACGCUGUUAGUUUAUUAUCGGAGAAUUUAAUUAGUAUCCAUUUAUUAAACGUAACAUUUGAUCUUGUUUUGUGUCGAGUUUCCUUUUUCCUUGAACUUACUUUUUCAGCCGCAAGACAUAAGGCAUUUUAUUGAGAUUUCCUAGUUCGUAAGACCCCCUUAACUAGACUUAGCGAAUCGCGAGAAACUAUAAUCAAAGAGAUAUAAAUAUAUUAGCUACAAACAUACAUUGAAUUAUUAAAAUCCCAAUAUAUCGACUUUAGUUAGUUAAGGCAACUGUGCUAAUUAUUCCCUCCUUCUGAAACGUCUGAAUCAAUCUAAUCUGAGUGUAAGAAAAUACCAAAAACAAAAACAACUGAAUCAAGAGAACUGUAUUUAGGCAUAGUGAUUUGAGAAGAUAACCUUAUCUCCACUGAUUGGUUUUUCCUAAUUUUAAUUUAUCAUUUCAAUUACUAUCCUUACCCUGAAUCCUUCGAGCGUCUCGAUUAAAACAGAACAUCUUAUUAUUAUUUUCUCCAAAGAUCCCGAAAACUUGUCCUAGUCCUACGCUUAAAAACUACUAAAACUUGCGCGAGAAAAUCCAAACAAUAGAAGGAAGCAACUAAACUUCGUCUGCAGUUCUAUUCGUCGGACUUGAGUGUGUGUUUGUGUGUGUCACAGUGAAAUCAAAAAAGAAGAAAAAUCUGCCGAAAAAUAAUAAACUCAGAGGUUUUUUCCCCAAAUUUCCCUCUCGUCCGUGUUGAAUUUAUCCAGGUGGAAAACCGUUCGGGAACAACAACAAAAAUACCAACUACGACAACAACAACAACUACAACAAUACCCACGAAUAAUGCCGCAAUAAUGCUGUACAAAUGGGAGCAACAAAAAGAGCAUGUUUUAGCAGAAGCAAUUCAGCCCAACCAGCAUCGUCUGUAAACAGUCACGACACACCGCAGAGCACACGAAGUUCGGCGAAUCCCAACAACAACAACACUAACAACAACAAUCGUGUGCGAAGACUGCGUUCUGCAAGUACUCAGUCGAAUUCGGCGGCCAAUUUGAACAGUAUCAACAACAACAACAACAACACCAACCACAAUUCCGGCCCCGGUGCCAACUCGAACAACAGCGUCACCACCAACAACAGCACCAGCCGGCAUCCCCCGAAUCGUUCCACUGCCGGAGGACAUCAUCGGGCAUCUGCAGCCACCGGAACGAACACUGCAGCAAACACGGGUGGAAUAAUCUCAAGAGUGUUUGACAGUAGUAGCCACGCAGCAUCAGCAGCAGCGACGACGACGACGACGACUACGGCCGGAAGCAACAAUAACCGUGGGUCAUCGAGUGAGAAGAGACCAUCUCUCGCCGCCAGCACCGCCAGCACCACCACCAACAACAACGGCAAAAACGACAAUGACAAGAUGGAUGAGAGAAGGCAAUCGCAACCGAAAACCCCAACCAAAGCCCCGCAGCGUGAAUCAACUCCCGUUCGGAAAAAGCCCAUCAUCAACAACAGCAACAGCAUCGAUCAGCAGCAGCGGUCGAACAGUGUUGAUCGGGAACAGGAGUCACCCAGGAAAAGGACACCUCCCUCGGACUCGGAAACGGCCACCAGUCCGCCGUCGGAUAAGAAGGAACUACUCGAUCUGGAACCGAAACCUCGAACCAAGGCACUUACCAACGAUUCCGGGAUAGACGGCGAACAGCUUCCGCAUCCGGAUGAGGAGGUCGAAGAAAACCAUAAGGAAGAAUCGGCAACGGUGGUCGAACGGAGACGGUUGAGUUCCACAAUGGAAUCAAGCACUACGGAUGGCGGCCUGCUGCGAAAGCGUCUGGAUUCGUGCGAAUCGGACGGUUCCGUUGGCCGAACGAAUUUGCGUUUCAUUCGUAAGAGUCUGGAAAACACCCUGGCGGUAGCCUACUCGAAGAACUUCAUCGAUAACGAUACCAUCGAGACGGAAUAUCCACGCAACUAUGACGACAACAUCGAGAUCCUGAGCCGGGAGGCGGAAAAUCUGGCGUUGCAGUUCAAACCUUCCGAGGAGAAGCUGGUCCAGUAUGGACCGAUUUUCGAUCUGGAAAAGUUCGAAGAGCAACGGAAACAGCAGAAGAAGGAAGACGAUGAGGACGAAGCGAUUGGAAUUUCGCCGUGCGGUAGGUUCUUGAAGUACGACAAAGAAGUUGGACGGGGCUCAUUCAAGACGGUUUACCGCGGGUUGGACACGCAGACCGGUGUCGCGGUGGCGUGGUGCGAGUUGCUGGACAAAAAGGUAAAUCGAGUCGAGCGAGCUCGAUUCCGCGAGGAAGCGGAAAUGCUGAAGAAGCUGCAGCAUCCCAAUAUUGUGCGGUUCUACAACUACUGGGAAUCGCCACCGACCGGUGGCAACAAGAAGAAGAACAUUGUUCUAGUGACGGAACUGAUGCUGUCCGGUACCUUGAAAUCGUACUUGCGUCGCUUCAAGAAGAUCAACCCGAAAGUGCUGAAAUCCUGGUGCCGGCAAAUUCUGAAGGGGUUGUACUUUCUGCACUCACGUGCCCCGCCCAUCAUCCAUCGUGAUCUGAAAUGUGAUAAUAUAUUUAUAACCGGAACGACAGGGAGUGUAAAAAUUGGAGAUCUUGGGCUAGCCACGCUGAAGAACCGGAGCUUUGCCAAAUCGGUGAUCGGUACGCCGGAAUUUAUGGCUCCGGAGAUGUACGAGGAGCACUACGACGAGGCAGUCGAUGUAUACGCCUUCGGGAUGUGCAUGCUGGAGAUGGCCACCAGCGAGUAUCCGUACAAUGAGUGCAAUACGCCGGCGCAGAUCUACAAGAAGGUGACGUCUGGUAUCAAGCCGGCCAGCUUGGAGAAGGUAGAGAACCCGGAAGUGCGGGAGAUCAUCGAACGGUGCAUCCAUGACAAGAAGGAAGGCAGGCCGACGUGCAAGGAGUUGCUGAACUUUGAGUUCUUUUGCGAAGACAUCGGCGUACGGUUGGAGCCGAUUUCGAAGGAAAGCUUCAUUUCGAACCCGGACAGUACGAAGAUGGAGUUCCGGUUGAGAAUCAUGGAUCCCAAGAAGAGAGUCAAUAAGCAUAAGGAAAAUGAAGCGAUUCAGUUCGAUUUCGAUUCAAGGGUGGACGAUGCGGAUGAAAUAGCUAGUGAUAUGUACAAGAGUGGGAUACUGAUGGAGGAAGAUUCGAAAACGGUGGCGAAGAUUCUAAAGGUGCAGAUUCAAACGUUGGUGAAGGAGAAAGAGGAACGGGCCAGGCAAAUUCAGUUGGAGAAGGAAACAGAGGCAUUGCAGAAGCAGGCGAUGCUAGCUCAACAAAUGUAUGCUAGUCAACAGAGUCAGGUGGAAAGUGAAGGACAACCUUUGGAAUUGCUUGUCCCGCAGAUGGUCGGAGGAGUCCCGAUUCCUCAACUUCAGCAACAAGUUUACUAUCAGCCAGCUUCGCUACCUUCGUCGCAGGCUCAACAAAUCAUCUAUCAACAGCAAAUGUCCGCUCCUGUCGGAAACGAUCAGCUCAUACAGAACUACCAGAAUCAAGUUGGUCAGUUUUUGAAUCAGCAACAAGCCGCCCAACAGGUCAUGCAACAGCAGCAGCAACAGUUCCUUAACCAAAUUCCUCAGAUGCAACAAAUCCCGUGUAGUGUACCUCAGCAAACUCAAACAAUUCAACAACAGACGGUCGUACAGGCUGUCCAGCAACAGCAACAACAACAACAACAAUCCCCUCAGCAAGUAUUUAUAGAUGCCCAACAACAACAGCAGUAUAUCCAACAAAUGCAACAACAACAAGCGCUAAUUCAACAAAUGCAGCAGCAACAAAUUCCCAUUCAGCAGGCGAAAACUGUGCCACAACAGUAUGUGAACCAAAUGUCCCAGCAACAACAGCAGGUAAUACAACAACAAAUGCUCCAGCAGCAGUUACUUCAGCAGCAGCAGCUCCAACAGCAGCAAAUGCAACAGGCUGCUAUCCAGGAUCAAUUUCCUACUCUUGAACAGCAACUGCAAGCGGUUCUUCCUAUUCAUUCACAGCAACCGCCACAACAACAACCACCCCAGCAACACUAUCAACAACCUCCGCAGCAGCAACAGCAACCUCAAAUGACACACGGCCAAUCUAUGCAGGCCGCUCAACUACAACAACAACAACAGCAUCAAAUACAAAUUCAACAACAGAUCCAGGAACAAAUGCAACUUCAGCACAGUUUGUCCAAUCAGGUCAACAUGGUUCCCACUGGAACCCAGCAAAUGGUCAUCAAUCAACAGCAACAACCGCAACCGCAACCCCAACAGCAACAACAAUUUGUUAAUCAAGCUGUAGUAAAUCACGUUCAACAGCAACAGCAACAACAACAACAACAAAUUGCACAACAAGUGAUUCAAAGUUCCCCUCCUCAGAUACAGCAGCAAAUUCAACAACAACAACAGCAGCAAAUUCAACAACAACAACAGCAGCAAAUUCAGCAACAGCAACAACAACAGCAACAACAACAACAAAUGCAGCAACAACAGCAAAUUCAGCAACAACAGCAACAAAUUCAGCAGCAGCAGAUCCAACAACAACUAUUUCAACAACAGCAACAGCAACUUCAACAACAACAGCAACAACAACAACAACAGCAGCAACAGCAACAACAGCAGAUCCCCCCUCCUAAACCCACGGAAAAUCAAAUUCCAGAGCCGGUCCGCUCGGAUUCACUUCCUCCUGUACCGGUGGAAGUCAUCCAGCAGCCUCAACUCCAACCUCCACCCCAACAACAACAACAACAGCAAGCUCUUCCCCAACAACCACAACAACCAACACCCUCAACUGCACCAGCCCCGGUUCAAUCGUCCCAACCCCAGCAGCUGCCAGCGCAACCGGCGGCGCAGCCAGCCCAAAUGCCCCCGCUAGUAGAUCCAACGGCAUCGCCCGGAGUUGGCAUACCUCCUACGCCGCAAGCUGCUAUCCCCAAGCGGCUAACGAACGAGGGUUCCAAAAAACGUCGAAACUACCGCUCGACCGAGCGCAAUCCGAAGCUGCAAGUGCUGGGAUUCGAAAACAACAUCGUCGAGUGCGAGAUGGAGAACCGACCCAAGACCAUCACGUUUAAGUUCGACGCGAACAAUGUCAACCCGGUGGAAGUGGCACAGGAUUUGGUGUCCAAAGACCUACUGACAGAGGCGCAAAGUUUGGUAUUUAUCGACAUGGUACGCGACAUCUUGCGGCAGUUGAAGGAAAAUCCGCAUCAACUGCCGGUGGCAUCGCAGAGCUGCCGAAGGAAUACCGCCGAGAAGGUGCGCCAUGCGUCUCUCACGCGUCAACGCUCGAACUUUAAGACACACCAGAGACAUAGAUCACGCGAUGAAACCUCUUCGACCGGUUCGAACUUUUCCCACAUGUUCGAUCCGACGAUAAUCGAUCGGCAAGCGCUGGCUACGGCCGUGUCCAGCACAACGAAUUCAUCGGCUUCUUCAUCGCCACUGUCACAGCAGCAACCCGGUCCAGCCGGUUCCGGUAUCAACGGGGACCUGCAGAAGACGAUGUCCGUCGACAGCAACGGUAGCGUCACGGGGAAUAGUGGUUCUGACUCGACGAUACAACAUGGUUCCAAAGGGGAUUUGAAAGAUAUUGUCACGAUCGGGGAUCUGAGUGGUGGAACCGGAGAUUUGACGACCGUUACCAACGUAGUGAUGGAUGAUGGAAAUAAUGAUAACAACAGUAGCUGUGAUGAAAAUUCCAGAAAGACCAGUACGAUAAGUACGGAUUAUACAUCGCAUGAAAAUACCCCGGAAAAUACGAUUACGCCGGGUAGCCAGAUGCAGCAGCACUUUGUGUAUAACGAUCUGGAGCAGGAUAUGGGUGGAGCUGCUGCCGCUGCCGCACCUGCUGCUUCCUCGGGAUGUCAGGAAGCAGACAAAACUGAUCAGUGUAUUAUUACAGUGCCAUUAGCCAGUAACGAUGAGAAUAACAAACCCACUAAUACUACUACUACUAACAGUAAUACUGAAAUUUCAUCUAGUCAACAAGUUAGUAACCAGGAAGUAUCUACUUCUGCUACUAGUUCUACCGCAACUCCUACCCCUAUUUCUAACAAUGCAAGCACUAGCAAUGGUCCCGUUGAUUCCCCGAGUACUGAAAACAGGCAACCGAUACGGGAAAGGAAGAUGUCUCGAUUUUCCGUUACGCCCGUAGUUCUUCCGACAGAGGACAUGAAAUCAGCUGCCCUAGAAUCGCCCAGACCAGGGGAAAAUAAUGAAAUUCCAUCUCAAGUUCCUGCUGCGGAAGCUGUUGCUCCGAAUGUCGAACCGCAAGUCCCCCAGCAACCAACGGAUGUUCCACCGGAACAGAUUAAUGUGCAAGCUUCGAAUGAAGUCCUUCAGCAGCAAAUGCUCAUGCAACAACAGCAACAGAUGGAAAUGUAUCAGCAGCAGCAGCAGCAAAGAUUACUGAUGGAACAAAAGGAAGCGGAAAUGCGUCAGUAUCAAUACCAGAUGCAACAGCAACAGCAGCAGCAGCUUCAGUUCCAGCAACAACAGCAGCAGCAGCAGCAGCAACAAAUCAUCUCAGAAGUAACAGCUGCUGAGUACGAACAACAGCUGUAUCAGCAGCAACAAUACCAGCAAGCAAUUCUCCAGCAGCAGCAGCUACUGCAACAGCAACAACAAGCACAACAGCAGCAACAGCAACCACAAUCACAACCAGCUUCGGUUUCAUCUCAAACCUCACUUGAUCACGCAUCACGUGAUUCCCAGCCUAGUCGCAUGCCAGAAACCCUCGAACAGUUGAAAAUAGGUCUCGAAAGCAUUACACACGUUCACGUGAUUACGAGCAAACCGUCGUCAUCUUCAUCGUCCACACAUUCGGUCCAACAACAACAGCAGCAACAGCAACCGAUCCAGCAGCCAGUUGAUUCCCAAGGUCAACUUCCGCCCAAUGAUUAUCUCGUCCAGCAGCAACAACAACAGCAGCAAACCUACCAAGCACAAGAGUUCGUACCGGAUGUCCAACCGGAAGUGGUUCAGGAGUAUGUGAUAGAUGGCAACACGGCGUAUUUAGAGCAACAGCUGCAACAACAGCAACUUCUUCAGCAGCAACAGCACUUGCUAAAUACACUUCCAUCGUCCCAGGACAUCUCGAUGUACAACUCAAGACGCACGUCGGCCGAUAUAAACGUCCAACCGGGCACCGAUCAGCAGCAGCAGCAUCAGCACAUUCAACAAACGCAACCCGGAUCCAUACCAACCUCAGUGACGGCUGUCAGCGCUGCCGGCAGUGAUGCCAGCACUCCCAACCUGCGGGAUCAGGAGAAACGGUUGUCCAAUCAGGGUAGCGUCGAUCGGAUAGAUAGUUCUGGAAACAAUUCGUUGGCUGAUCUCCAUCAAAAAUUGGCUCAAUUGACGUCCGCUCAAAUCAACGAGCCACCCGUAGUGCAGCAGCAUCCGAAGCCUCCGCAGCUGGCUGCGUUCGAACAGCAGCACCUUCAGACACAGCAAAAUUCAACGGUGACGAGUCCUUCGGUGGAAUAUUCUGAACCCAAGUUCCCGAAUGAUGCGAAGCCUAUGGUUCGUAAAGUGUCUCGCUUCCAGGUGCAAACCGUGCAAGAAUCUUCCAAAACAGAUCAAACACCACCACAGCUGCAGCAGCAGCAGCAGCAGCAACAACAACAGCCUAUUCCGAAUUACUCAUCGCCUACGGAUGAAAAGUCCUGCCAGACUUUCCCUGCCCAACAACAGCAGAUGCAACAACAGCUGGUCUGCGAAGUUCCCACUACCAAUGAUCUGGAGGCCAAGCUCAACCUGGUGAUACCGAAAACACCCAACAUGGAAGCUGUUCAACCGAACUUUGCUGCAGCUCUACAACAACAGCAACAACAGCAGCAACAACAACAGCAGCAACAACAACAGCAACAACAACAACAGCAGCAGCAACAACAACAGCAGCAGCAGCAGCAAAUUCAUCAACUUCAACAAAUGCAACAACAACAACAACAGAUGCAGCAACAGAUUCCUCAACAGCAGCAACAACAACAACAACAACAACAACAACCACCACAGCCAAUGAUUCCAGUAGUUCCUAUGCAACAGCAGCAACAAACAGUCCAUCAACAGCAACAGCAAAUUCUUCAACAACAACAAGCGAUAUUGCUCCAACAACAGCAGCAACAUCACCUUCAGCAACAACAGCAACAGCAACAGAUGCAGUCUGUCCAACAACAAAUGCAAUCGCAACAGAUUCAUCAACAGCAACUACCACAGCAGCAGCAGUAUCAACCUGUGGUACAGAUGCAGCCGCCAGUGCAGCAGAUCUCACAACAACAACAACAACAACAACCGGUUGCAGUUCAGCAACAACAACAGCAGCAGCACCAGCAACAACCGACGAUGAUGGCUGCUACAUUGCCACCAGUAGUUACGCAGAUGUCAUCGCAGCAGAUGGUGCCGGUGCAGAAUGCGAGCAACACCGUCGCAGUCUACUCGGAACAGAAUGCCAUGGAGUCGUUCACCAGCGAAGACAUCGGCCAGAACCUGGUGGCCAUCCAGAAUCAUUUGCGAAGUUUGCAGCUGAUGCCCAGUGCUCGACAGCAGUUGCAACUGUUGCUCCAGCGUCAGCAUAUCGAACACGAAGAGCUGAAGUUGCGCCAUUUCCUCGAGCUGGAAAAGUUCCUCAAACAGCAAAAGGAGGACAUGAAAGCGGCAGCGCAACAGCAGCCGGCUGCACCGCAACCGCAGCCGCAGCAACAACAACAGGUGCAAGUACCGAUGCAGGGCCCCGGUCCACAGCAGCAGCAGCAGCAGCAGGGGCCUGUUAUCACGGACAUCACAUCGCCGACGCUUACCGUAAGUCGAGGCUUCGAUCAGAAUACGAUCACCACUCCUUCCUACAACAACUACAGCACGAUCGGUAGCUCCAGCAGUGGCGGCAGUGGUCCCGAAUUGAUCGAGCUGGACGCGUCGUUGACGAUCGUUAACGAAACGAACAAAUAGACAAAUAACCCAACCCUGCUAAUUUAUAGUGUGACACGAGGGGGUAAUGCAAAACAAAGCAAAGUGGUAGUUUUAGUGGUUCGUUUUUAGGGUGUUUUUUCUUCCUAGAGGAAUUUAAUUGCUACUGCUUGUGAGCAUUGUUUUUUUUUUUAUGAACGUACAUAUAUUUAUCUAGAGGUAUAUAUAGAAGCCACAUUUUAUUGGCUUUUCGUUUCUCCUUCACUUUUCCGGGGCUGCUGGUUGGCUGUUGAAUAACGCUUUCGUCGUUCAUCUGAAACCGAAAAUGAAAAGAAAAUGAAGAAUAUCCUAAACGAGCCCAAAUAACCUACCUUUCGACAGACACACUCUACCAGAGGAAAUACGAAACGAUGCGCGCAACGAUUCCAUUCCAGUUUCAUCCCAGAGAAGAAAAAAAUAUCGCUGCGAGUUGACUGCAUAGUUUUGGUCUUGAAACUUUCACCCUUCCUUGUAUAGUUGAUUGCAUGCUCGCUUUUGGGAACUGAGGGACAUAAUUUGACCGAAUCCUGUGGUCCGUAGGAUGGUGAACUUUGUUAAACCAAUAGAUGUUUGGCGUUAACUUUAAUCCUGCAAUUUCCGGUGCACACAACUUUGCUAUUUUCCGGAUGUUCAAUGCUUUUGUUAGGUAACGCCCUUUGGUUCCCGUCAAUGAAUACAAGUUCGACUAGAGGGACGACGGUGUUUUUUGAAACAUAAAACAAAUAUUGCUGUUAAUCGUAUAGAGAGAAAAGAAAUGAUAUUUACUCACAAAGAAAAUACACACACUUACUGCAAAAUGGUAAAAAGAAUUGUAUAAACAACAAAAACACAAACACAUACAAGUGUGCAUAUUUUAUAUUCGGAUAACUAAGUAAAAUAAUCGAUAGGCGCUUUAGUUUCUAGACGAAAACAAAAUAUAAACGUAUGCAUAUUCCGCAGUGAUUGAGAAGCAACACGCGCACGAAAGUGUUUGGUUCCACUCACUAGAGACACGUCUGUUGAGUAUCCGGCUAGUGUGCAUAUUAUCCAUACCGGCAGUGGUGAAUUCGAGGAUCACGCACUGCUUUACGACAGAUUUGAAAUUGAAUUUACUGAAUUCCUUGCGCUUGCUGACGAGAAACCUAAAUGUGUGUCAUUUCUCCCUCGCAACGAUGGUGUGUAAAACUUAUCUCAUCAUUUUGCUUCACAUCUAGGUACAUGUUUGGUAGAAAUUUUGUAUAGGAAAAACUGAAACGUGGAACGCGGAGUCUGCCACUCGUGUUGUCGUCGUCGUUCACUUGGAAAAGGGAAAACGGUAUGAGAGGCAGAAAUUGAGUGAAAGAAGAACGAUAUGAACGAUUGUUGAUGGUUUAUCAUAAACCGCUUUCUUAGCUAGUGGACGGAAGAAAACAAAAAGUUUAAAUACUACGCGGAAAGUAACACGAAGGAGACUUAUGAAAUAGGAACGGAAGGUAAGCAAAGAAUAGGAAAGAGUAAAAUAUUCAUCGCUAACGACCCAAAUUUAGUAGGGUUGAUAUUACUUUAUUGUAUUAUAUAUUAUAUUAUCUAUAUUAUAUGAAAUGAAGAAUAAUUAAGAUAUUAAAUAUCUACUAAAAUGGAUAAAAAAGCAAAA